GGUCCGAUCACUGCAAAACACCCCAGUAGCACUUUAUUAUCGACAGUGCCAUCAAAGCAGCCAACUUCACCGCAAAUGACAAACUGCUGAAUUAGCAUGUCAUUCCCAGCUAUAACAGGAUUCUGAUUGCGAUUUUUCCGCUUUUUGUACUACGAAUAAAUUUAAUUUACGGUCAUGGAGACGAUUCUGGGCAUACGAGGAGAUGAUUUUGCAAUUGUUGCUGCUGAUACAACUCAGGCCCGGUCUAUCGUUGUAAUGAAGGAAGAUGAAAAUAAAAUCCACAAAAUUUCUAACAGUGUUGUUUUCGCAACAAUGGGCGAAUCUGGUGAUACCGUUCAGUUUACCGAGUUCAUUUCAAAAAAUAUUGCCCUUUACAAAAUGCGUAACAACUAUGAGUUGUCCCCCAAGGAGGCUGCACACUUCACUCGGAAGAAUCUUGCCGACUACCUCCGUAGCAGAACUCCUUACCAAGUGAAUAUGAUGAUAGCGGGAUACGAUGAGCAAUCACAGCAAUCGGCAUUGUACUUCCUUGACUACUUAGCUAAUUCUAUUGAGGUAAAGUACAGCGGUCAAGGAUACGGUGCUAUGUUCUGCCAAAGUAUCUUUGACAGAGAAUACAAAGCUGGACUAAACAAAGAUGAAGCGUAUAAAAUUCUUGAGCACUGCGUUAAAGAAAUCCAAAAACGUCUGGUCAUAAAUCAAAAGAAUUUCAAAGUAGCCCUUGUGAACAAAGAUGGAGUCUCAUCAAUGCCCGACAUUAAAGCGGAAAUUGCAUGCAAUUAGCAUUACAUUAAUCAAGUUAAUUUUGUCUUAAUAUGAAAUUUCAAUAAAAAAUCUGGUACUGUGAA
Rhagoletis pomonella (apple maggot) is the source of this 848-nucleotide messenger RNA. It is a transcript of the gene Prosbeta4, whose product is annotated as probable proteasome subunit beta type-2. Lineage: Eukaryota; Metazoa; Arthropoda; Insecta; Diptera; Tephritidae. The record is from RefSeq and is a predicted model, not a curated record. The coding region runs from base 175 to 783 and encodes 202 amino acids. The transcript has 3 exons. Gene Ontology annotation, cellular component: proteasome core complex. Gene Ontology annotation, biological process: proteasomal protein catabolic process.